This is a messenger RNA of Zonotrichia leucophrys gambelii, 3828 nucleotides long. It is a transcript of the gene CGN, whose product is annotated as cingulin. The record is from RefSeq and is a predicted model, not a curated record. The transcript is spliced from 21 exons. The coding region runs from base 16 to 3390 and encodes 1124 amino acids. NCBI's taxonomy places the organism in Eukaryota, Metazoa, Chordata, Aves, Passeriformes, Passerellidae. Gene Ontology annotation, cellular component: myosin complex; bicellular tight junction.
GGUUCCCUCCUCAAGAUGGCGGCACCACCACGCCACGCAGCACCGAGCUCUUCCCUGGAUCCCGGAAUUCCCAUCGGGAUCGCUCCCGGCCCCGCCCCGGGCCCGCCCCGCUGCCCUUUGGCCACCUGGAAAAAUUCCCGAUUUUCCGCCGGCGCUGCUCCCUGCUCAGGAGCCCGAAUUCGGCCCGGCUCCAUGGCGGAGCAGCCGCUGGACCACGGCGUCCAGAUCCGCUUCAUCAGCGACCUGCGGGAGCCGCGGCGCCCCCCGCGCUCCUCCCGCGGCCGCGGCGGCUCCUACGGCGUGGCCGUGCGCGUCCAGGGCAUCGCCGGGCAGCCCUUCGUGGUGCUCAACAGCGGCCAGCGCGGCGGCGACAGCUUCGGCGUGCAGAUCAGAGGGGGACACCCCGAACCCCCCCCGAGCGCCCCCAAAGCCCGGCCCCACAGCGGCUCCGAGGAGGAGGAGGGGGAGAUUUGGGAUGGGGGGAUGCGCGGGGGGCGCGGGUUUUCGGAGGAGGAAGAUUCAGGGGGAUCUCGGGGGGCCCCAAAAGUUUUGGAGAAGGAGGUGGGGGGAGUUCCGGGGGUCCCAAGAUUUUCAGAGCAGGAAGGUUCAGGGGGGUCGCGGGGGGUCCCCAGAUCCUGGGAUGAGGAGCUGAGGAAGGCCCCCAAAUCCUCGGAUCAGGAAAUUCCGGGGGGAUCCAGGGGGGUCCCCAAAUCCUGGGAUGAAGAAACUUCGGGGCGGCCUCGGGGGAUCCCAAAAUUCUCUGAUCAGGACCCGGGAAGAUCCCGGGGUGCCCCAAAAUCCUCGGAUCAGCACCUGAAAAUCGCCAAACCCUCGGAGGAGCUGCGCCGAUCCCAAUCGCACGGGGACCUCAGCGCGCCUUUUCCCAAGAACGGGGAAACACCGGGAAAAAGGGAUGCGGAAAUUCCCAAAAUUCCUGGGGAUGUGGACACGGAGCCGCUGCGCUCCGUGGAUUCCUUGAUCACCAAAUUCGACGGGAAUUUGUCCCGCGGGCGAGCGGCGCGGAGGUUCCGCGGCCCCGGGGCGGCUCCGAGGAAGCGCUCGCAGAGUUUGGAUGCGCGGAGUUCCCGGGAAUCCGCCCCGAUCCCGCCCCAAAUUCCCCAAAUUCCCGGCGGGUUUGGGGGCGUGGAGGAGCAGAGCGUGGAGAUGCAGCUGAAAUCCACACCGGACCUGCUGCGGGACCAGCGGGAACUGGGGGGCGGCGAAAACCCCACCGAGCUCAUCUACAGCAUCCUAAAGGAGGGGAGUUCCGAGAGCGAAAUUUCCCUGAAAAGGAAAACCUCGAGGCUGCUGGGAAAAUUCCAGGAGCUGGCGAGUUCCAUGGUGGCUCCGGACUCGCUGCAAUCCCAAAUCCUGCGGGAGGCCCUGGACAGGAAAUCCCAGGAGCUGCAGCGGAGCCAGGCCCAGCUGAGCGAGCUGAGAGCCGCAAAGGAGGCGCUGGAGGCACAGCUGGGCCGCCUUGAGGGGCAGCUGCUGGCCACCGAUCCCAAAAGUGACCCUGACACACAGGACCUCUACCAGGAGCUGCAGGAGUGCCGGGAGCAGCUGCAGGAGGUUCUGGGGUCGCGGCGGCGCCAGGAGCGGGAGCUGCAGGCGCUCAAGGGGGCCCUGAAGGCCGAGGUGGCCGCGCACGAUUCCGACCUGGAGCGGCUCCGGGGGGAGAUGGAGACGAUCCGGGCGGAGACGGAGCGGGUCUCGGAGGAGAAAUCCAGCCUGGAGCAGGAACGGGAAAAUUUGGGAAUGCAGCUCCGGAAUCUGCGGCGGGAGCUGGAGGAGAGCGCCGAGGAGACAGAGCAGUGGCGGGAAAUGUUCCAGAAAAACAAGGAAGAGCUCCGGAAUGCCAAGCAGGAGCUGCUGCAGGCGCGGCUGGAGCGGGAGGAGUUGGAGGAAGAGCUCCGGGAGCUCCAGGAGCGAUUCCAGGCGGCGCGGGAAGAUCGGGAUCGAGCCCGGAGCGACCCCCAGGAGAUGGAAAAGCUCCGGAAGGAACUGGAGCAGGCCCGGAAGGAACUGGAGCAGGCCCAGAAGGAUCUGGAAAAGCUCCGGGGGGAGCGGGACAAGGCUGCUCAGGCCCAGAUUUCCCUGGAAUCAGCGCUGGAGGCAUCGGUGGAGGCGCGGAAAGUUCUGGAAUCACGGCUGGAGGAAUCCCAGGAACAGCGGGAAAACUGGGAGCGGCUCCAGGAGAAAGUGGCCGAACUGGAGGCGGAGCGCGCGGCGCUGGCCGAGUCGCUGGGAUCCGGCGCGGAGCGGGAGCGGGAUUUGGGAUCGCGCCUGGAGCAAUCCCAGCGGGAGCUGCGGGAUUUGGGAUCGGCCCUGAGCGAGGAGCGGCGCCGGCGGGACCGGCUCAGCCAGGAGCUGGAGCAGAUGACGGCGGAAUCCCAGAGCUCCCUGGCCUUGCUCCGAUCCCAACUGGAAGAAUUCCAGGAAAAAUCCCGGCGGGAACUCACGGAUUCCCAAAAAAUUGCCCAAGACCGCGAGGUUGAGGCAGAAAAAUUCCAACAGAACCUCGGGAAGCUCCAGGACGAGGUUUCCCGGCUGAAGGAGACGAUCCAGGAAAACCGGGAAGAGCGGGAUCGGAUCCUGCUGGACAAGGAGCUGUUGCUGCAGAGGCUCCAGGAGCUGGAGCAGGACCUGGAAAAUCGGAAGCGAUCCCAGGAAGAGCGAGCUCGGCAUUCCAAGGCGCUGGAGGAAAAAUCCAAACGUCUGGAAUUGGAGCUGGACGAGGAGCGGAGCUCGGUGGAACUGCUGAGUGAGAGGGUGACCCGGAGCCGGGAUCAGAUUGAGCAGCUGCGGGCAGAGCUGCUCCAGGAACGUUCGAGCCGCCAGGACCUGGAAUGUGACAAAUCCUCCCUGGAGCGCCAGAACAAGGAGCUGAAGAACCGGCUGGCCGCUUCCGAGGGGCAGCAGCGACCCGGGAACAGCCGCAAUUCCCAGCUGGAAUCGCAGCUGGAAGAGCUCCGGGAGCAGCUCCAGGCCGAGGAGAGGGAGAAGAGCGUCCUGCUCUCGUCCAACCGGAAGCUGGAGAGGAAAAUCAAGGAGUUGUCACUGCAGCUGGACGAGGAGCGGCAGAGCAGCAGCAACCAAAGGGACCAGCUGAGCCUGCGGGUGAAGGCCCUGAAGCGCCAGGUGGACGAAUCCGAGGAGGAAAUCGAGCGCUUGGAAAACGCCCGGAAAAAAUCCCAGCGGGAGCUGGAGGAGCAGCAGGAGCUCAACGAGCAGCUCCAGCGGCGCCUGAAAUCCAUGGAAAAGGAGGCCUGGCGCCGCGCCGUGGACUCGGCGCUGCAAGAUGAGCGGCUGAGCUCGGAUGAGGAAUUCGGGUCCGCAGCCAUCGCCUCCCUCCUGAGCGAGGCCAACCUGCAGGCCAGCUCCUGCUGAGCCCGGGAGGGAAUGCCGGGAAUGCCGGAGUCAUCGUCAUCGUCAUCAUCAUCAUCAUCGAGGCCGGGAUCGGUUCCAGGAUCAGUCCCAUCCUGGGACCGGUUCCGGGCUCAUCCCUGGGAUCAGCCCCCUCCUGCUGAUUCCCGGGAAUUCCGGAGCUGGGAUCGAGUCCGGGAUCAGCCCUGGGGUCAGCCCUGGAAUUCCGGCCGGGAUCAGCCCCGGGCUGCGGCUGCUCCAUAGGAAAAAAUUCCCAAAGCGAGGACAUGAAGGAAAAACAGCCGGGACCCCUGUGGGAAUCCUGGGAUUUCUGGGGAUUUUCAGGGAUUUCCCAUCUCCUGAGGGCACUUUGGAGGAACCCUGGGAUUUCCCCAUUCCAGGAAUUUUUGUUCCCACUUGCUCCCAAAGAUAUUUGGAAUAAAAUCCAGUGGUUUAAGGGCA